Messenger RNA from Colossoma macropomum (tambaqui), 1297 nucleotides. It is a transcript of the gene elp5, whose product is annotated as elongator acetyltransferase complex subunit 5. Gene Ontology annotation, biological process: tRNA wobble uridine modification. The record is from RefSeq and is a predicted model, not a curated record. Lineage: Eukaryota; Metazoa; Chordata; Actinopteri; Characiformes; Serrasalmidae. The coding region runs from base 234 to 1121 and encodes 295 amino acids. Gene Ontology annotation, cellular component: cytosol; nucleus; elongator holoenzyme complex. The transcript has 8 exons. Gene Ontology annotation, molecular function: tRNA binding.
CAACAACGUUGGUCUGCAGACCACCAGAUUAUAGCCGAAGAAGAGAAUCAUACACCGACAUAGUUGAGCUGAUACACAUGGCUGAAUGUUGCGCAUUAUAGACUGAAAUCUCGCCUGUUUAUUAAAUCCGGUCUUCAUGUAUGUGUGAAGUGUCACCCCUGUAUUAAGAGGAGAAGGACUCGGCGGCUCUCUGUGUCCUCACAUCCGGACCGCCCUGUGCUCGACUGUCCGCAAUGCUGCUAGAAGUGUCAGAGAGAACACAGUUCGGAGGAGUCGUUAUUAUUCGAGACACCUCCUCUUAUUCUGGACGUCACCUGCUGAAGUAUUACAUAAAUUGUGCCUUAAAGAGGGAGGAGGAUGUCCACGUGUUGGGUUUUGAAGUUCCAGAGCAAGAAUUGCGUGCUGGAUUGGACAGCAAUUACAUGCAUUUGUUUCACUUUCACAAUGCGUACAUUGACCCUUUGGGCUGGACCAAGCAAUCCUCGUUCACAGUGAAGCAGUUCAACACAGCAGAUGUCACACGGCUGGUCCGUGAGAUACAACAUGCUAAAGCUUCAAUACUUGUGAUUGACUCGUUGUCUUGGGUCAUAAGGCAUCAUAAUCCUGUUGCCAUUUGUCAGCAACUUCAGGAACUGAAGAGAGGUGGCUCCGUGAGGAUGAUUUUUGGUCUCCUGCACACAGAUCUUCAUCAGCAGGGAAUUGUAGACAGUAUAAGCCACUUAGCCAGCACUGUAAUCUCUGUAACAUCUGUGAAUCAUGCACACAAUGCUGUGGCCAAGACAAUGCACCGUAAAAAAUCUGGAAAGGUUAUGCGAGAGGAGGAGUUUUUCACUGUGAAAGAUGACUUAACACUAUCUGUAGAGAAAAGACCCAGCCAGUCUGGACAUGUACAGAUGCAGCCAGACACAAAGGCGGAUCCAAUGUCAAAUUUGACCUUUAAUCUUCGUUUGUCUGAGGUGGAGAGAGUGGCAAAAGAAAAGGUUGCUCUGCCCUUUGUCUUCAGCCAAGAAAAGAAGUCUGCUCUUCUGAAGCAGAGUCAGGGCUCUGGAAGGAUUAUAUAUGAACCUGAUGCCAGUGAUGACUUUGAUGAAGAAGAUCCAGAUGAUGAUCUUGAUGUCUAAAAUAUGUUCAUGGCGGGACUGACCUCUACAAGUGGUGGAAAACGCACUGAAACUCUUGUACUGGAGUGUGACAGUUAAUAAAAGUAAUCCGCCAACAUUGUCCUAUGGGAAAAGUUUAAAAGCACUUCUGGAAGUAAGGAAAAUAAGUGCUUCAUUUUCACGAUUUAUGACUAAAA